AUGCCCCGCACCGUCGAAAGCCUCAUCAAAGAGAACGAACGCCUCUCCGAGAGCUCCGAGUGGAACGCGACAGGUUUAGAUGACCAGCGGCGAAGAAAAGACAGGAAACAAUGCUUAGUCGCAGCCUCCAGCUCCCCGGCUUCUGAGGAUAUUAUGCACGAGUCUGCUGAAAAAGCAAUCGUCAGGAACCAGACAUUUGGCAACAGACAAGCUCCGACGAGGAGUUCAGACCGUACCGGGUUCCUCAUCUACAAAGACUCGGAAUCGUGCAAGGGGACCUUCCGAAACACCACCAGAACGUUCUCGUGCCUCAAGUUCCGUUCCGAAUUGUCGAGCGGUAAAUGGCUCAUUUUCACUGACGGUCCUACGUUGCUGAUAAAAGCCCUUAGAGUGUGUAUGGUCCCGAAGGAGACAACGACCUUACGUCGCGUUGGAACCCAGUCAGGAAUCGACUUCAUGUUAUUUACCUGA
Guyanagaster necrorhizus is the source of this 471-nucleotide messenger RNA. RefSeq lists its product as uncharacterized. The record is from RefSeq and is a predicted model, not a curated record. The transcript is spliced from 8 exons. Lineage: Eukaryota; Fungi; Basidiomycota; Agaricomycetes; Agaricales; Physalacriaceae. The coding region runs from base 1 to 471 and encodes 156 amino acids.